AUGGCCAACCUAAUCCAAGAAUUCAGCCGCCUUCACGAAUUCCCUCAGUUUCUCGCUCUCCCAGUUGAGAUCCAGGAUUACAUCUGGGAUUUAAACAUCCGUCCACUCCCUGGCGAUAACCACGUGCAGGAAUUUAUCAUUGUCGAUCAUUAUUUCGAUCAGGUUAAUGGCAGAGACAAAAUCCAGGCGGACUUCAUACAUUUUCAACCGAUCGGUCAUCCACGCGAAAUGAAUUGGGGAUUGGCAAUACCUCGCGAGAAUCCACAACGAGGUCCCAACAAUUCGGCAUAUCUUUUAGAUAGCGGGCUAUGGCAGGCUUGCUCCGCGUCUCGACAAGCCAUGGAGCGAUACUUCCGCAGAAAUGAGUGGUGGUCGCAGAUAUCGAAUUCUGAAUCGCCUUCGCCGCUACCGGGCCGGGGAGAUUUUGAAAGCCAAUCGGGGGUAUCUCAUACUGCAUCUUAUACCGACACAGGUGAGGUGGAAAAUUAUAUCACGUUUCGACCAGACAAGGAUCUGAUUUAUUUGGUGGGGCUGGACCCGGUCCUUGGAAUGGAUUGGUUUUAUCAUUAUGCUGGAGACUCGAUACUGCUGGACCGGAAGCCUGUUGAGAAAUCUGCUAUUCAAUCGAGUUUCCUAGGAUAUGAUAUUGCAAUUAAAUUUGCUACUCGAUGGAUAGAUCCUAUACCCAAUGGCAUCGUUGAUAUGAUCUCGGUACUUCACGAUGAGACGGGACGGACCUUGUGGUUUGUGGACGAGCGACUCCACCGGCACACUGAUUUGAGUAAGUGUGGAGGUCAGAACAAGGAGGAUACACCUCAAGGCUCAUCCUCCUUCUCCGACCCACAAACGAAACAAAAAGUGUUCCAUGGCCAGAACUAUAAGCUCACAGAGGUUCGCGAAACGGACAUGCACCUAUGGGAGAUCGUUGACGAAAAAUGGAAUACGCAGCCCGUGCACGAGUUCUUUCGCCGUCUAAUACCAAUGCAUAACGGCCGGCUGGAGAUCGCAGGGUCAGAUAGACUCCGAGUUUUAGCAUAUGAGACUACUCCCUAA
Molecule: messenger RNA, 1053 nt
Organism: Penicillium angulare
Lineage: Eukaryota; Fungi; Ascomycota; Eurotiomycetes; Eurotiales; Aspergillaceae
Exons: 2
Coding region: 1-1053 (350 amino acids)
Source: RefSeq, a predicted model, not a curated record